Messenger RNA from Saprolegnia parasitica CBS 223.65, 626 nucleotides. RefSeq lists its product as hypothetical. The coding region runs from base 1 to 594 and encodes 197 amino acids. Lineage: Eukaryota; Oomycota; Saprolegniomycetes; Saprolegniales; Saprolegniaceae. The record is from RefSeq and is a predicted model, not a curated record. The transcript is spliced from 3 exons.
AUGGAGCUCGAGUUCUACGCGUCGGGCAAGCGUGGCAUGCUCUUCGUCAAUAAGCUCAGGACGGCCUUGGUCAAGGUGCAAAAGCUCGACGGGCACGGGAUCGAGGUCAUCGAGAAGGAGACCAAGUGGCUGCGUAUCGUCAACCGCGUCUCGAUCGGGCCGCGGCUCCUCGGCGCCGGCGACGGGUACUUGAUGUGCGAAUUCCUCGCCGACGGCGUCGACGUCGUCGCCUUUCUGCAGCGCCCCUCGACGUCGCGCGCCGACGCCACCUGGUGUCUUCGCAGCGUCCUGUACCAAUGCUACGCCGAUCGGCUCGGCAUCAACAAGGCCGAGAUGAGCCACCCGAUGCGCCACAUCAUCGUCGUCGGUGCCCGCGUCGUCUUCGUCGACUUUGAGAAAUGCACGUACGGCCGGCAGCGACGGAAUGUUACCCAAGUCUGCCAGUUCCUGGCCUCGCCACGCAUCGUGUCGGCGGUCGCGGCCAAAGGCCACAGCUUCGCCCUCGACAAGCUGCGCGCAGCGACCAAAGCGUACAAGGCCAACCCGCACUCGUCGACGCUGGCCGCCAUCUUGCAAGCGCUGCAUCUCGCAUGAGCCGCCGCGUCGCGCGACCCGAUGCCAAUCAA